CCAGUUACCCAGCCGUCCUCCCCUCCCCCAUUUCCUCAACCUCAGCACCCAUCCCGGUGCCGUUGAUCCAGCCGGCGCCACCACAAGCAUCGGCUCAGCCCCGCCGUUCUCUCCAUGGUGGAACACACUGGAUUAGUUCAAGAAACGAGAAAAUUCGAAUAUUUGACAUUCUCUAAAUUCUUGGGGCGGAAGAAAACCAGAGGGUGAAGCAAUCGCUUACUUCGUUUGGCAUUUGGAGAAAGCAAAUUCAAGCUAUAAGAGUUCGGGUAGUUGGUAGUUCCAUACCAGUUGUGAGUUCGGAAAAAACUUCAGCUUGGAUAGUGCAGUUUGUAUCUACCACAAACUAAUGGCGGGUGAUGCUGAUUCGAGGCCGAGGUCUGGUGCUGGUAACUUCUCCUCCUCCGCCCAGGGCGGCGGCAUGACGGUGGAGGAAUGCCAGAAUAUGAUCCAGAGAAGUCUCAGAAAUCCGAUGGUGAAAUUUCUGAAGGAGCACCUAGAGAAAUCUGGAUGCAGCAUUGGAAGCAAUUUCAUAAAGGCCGUCAAUUGCGAAGAAGCCACUGCCGGUGGCUAUGUUGCCGGUGGAGGGAUAGUAGUUUGUAGCAAUCACUUGCAAAUUCAAGAUGAGGUGACUCAAGUGGUGAUCCACGAGCUCAUUCAUGCAUAUGAUGACUGUCGGGCUGCAAAUUUGGACUGGACUAAUUGUGCUCAUCAUGCGUGCAGUGAGAUUCGAGCUGGUCAUCUGAGUGGUGAUUGCCAUUAUAAAAGGGAGUUACUUCGUGGUUUUCUAAAGAUAAGAGGGCAUGAACAAGACUGUAUAAGGCGAAGGGUAAUGAAAUCGUUGGCUGCAAAUCCAUACUGUUCGGAAGCUGCAGCAAAGGAUGCCAUGGAAGCUGUUUGGGAUGUUUGUUAUAAUGAUACGAAGCCAUUUGAUAGAGCUCCUUGAAGAUACAGGAACGUAUAGUUAUAUUGACAACAUUUUUGCUCACAUCCGGUAGCUUGAUGAUUGUUACAUUUCUUUUUUGCAAAAAGAAAUACGAGGCAAUCGUUCGUAUACCCAGUAUACAAAGUAUCGGAUGUAGUAUGAAUUUCACAUGUUGCUACUACAUUCACCUUUUAUAAUAGUUUGAAGUACACUCGA
This is a messenger RNA of Sesamum indicum (sesame), 1138 nucleotides long. RefSeq names its product Ku70-binding family protein. Gene Ontology annotation, biological process: mitochondrial proton-transporting ATP synthase complex assembly; mitochondrial protein processing. Lineage: Eukaryota; Viridiplantae; Streptophyta; Magnoliopsida; Lamiales; Pedaliaceae. The record is from RefSeq and is a predicted model, not a curated record. Gene Ontology annotation, molecular function: metalloendopeptidase activity.